AAAGCAUAGACCGUAAUUAUGUAGAGCAGCUCUUCCAAAUUUACGCAGGUGAAAGGUAGCAAUAAGGUCGGCACACGGCUGAGGUUAACGGAUAAUUUUUAUUAGUACUGUCAUGGUAACCAGAUAUUAAUCAUUGACCGAGUUUGCGACAGAGCGUGGCGAAUUAUCUGUUCAAAAAUAGAGCAGCCAUGUUUGUAGGCGUCGCUGCCAUUUCUACCUGCUGUGUUUCUGAGCUCCUCUGACUCAGACUUCACUGUUUUUAUUCUCAGACCGUUGGCAGGAAGGCACAGGCAGAGGCAGCGGCUGGUUUACGGAAGCGCUCUCGUGUCUUCGUUCAUUUUUGAAGGGCACGAGACAGGACACACACAGAGAGAGGCGUGUGCGCGUGCAGCUGCAGACGGAGACGUUUGUAUUACCGACAUGUAGCGUGCCUGUUCAAAUCUGUCGCGAGCAUCUCUCUCUCUCUCUCCCCUCCAAAAACCCACCUGCUCCUCCUCACAGAAAUCAGGGAGAAAAAGGAGGAAGGUGCAGCGAUGCCGAUGGUUUCAUCCGGAGAGGAAAGUUUAGAGUGUUUUUCUCAUUUUUAAGGUUACCUGUCCACCGAGGCAACGGACCCACUGUCCUCGACAUCUGCAGAGACCGUUUCCUCAUCACCCAUCUGGCGUUUAAAACUCACCAAAACAGGUAACGGGGAUAAUUUUAUGCAUUAUUCUGCUUUUUACAAUGAAGUUCUGCUGCUAUUUGUGAGUGUUAGUUAUUAUAAAACAAACCAACAAGGCAGGAAAUACUGUCUACUUCUGUGUUUUAGUGAAAACUGACCCUCAUGUUUUUGUUGUGUAUUGAUCCACUCCUUAAAGGUGUGCUCAGCAGAAUUUCUCUUAUGUUUUACCAUCAUCAUAAUCAGGGAGUCAGACAGUAGAGAUAUGCACUCGCAGAAAGUCUGUCUCUGUUAUUUCCUCCCUCAUCCCUGACACACACACAUACACACACACAGCAUGCACACUCAGGCACCCAUGACUUUGAUCAUAUCUGAUGGCAAAACAUUGAAUAAACACAACCUUCACCCUUGUCUUAUGCCUGGAAAAUUGUCCUUGAAGUUUGAGUGUAACUAUGGCAGAUACUUCAUCUGCUGCUGCCCUCUUUCUGCCCAGAUCAGACAUGUCAGUGUAGAAAUGUGUGCAUCCAUCAUGGGCUAAAUACUAGUGCUCUGUAAAUAUAAGGUAGAGCUGUAGUUUGCAUAACGGUUCGCACAACUGACAUCAAAUAUCACCAAAAAUGGUCUUGUUGUCUGGCAUAUUUGCAUAUCUACCUGCCAUAAGCUGUUUUACAUGAUUGAAUCUUCUUUCAAAUAUGUAAUUGUCUGUAGAUUUUGCAUGCUUAUCCUUAUAUGGCACCAUUUCUCAGUGCAGAAUGUAUUCAGUCUGUGGUAAGAUGGGUUUAUAAGAUGUAUGGCAUUAGUUGCACAGGGUCAUAAUUAGGCUGCAAACAUGAUGUUCAGUGACGACUCUACAUUCCCAAAACAAUGAUGGACUGAUAUCAACUCACCUAACAGGUUUUUUUUUCGCCUGAAAAACCACAGCUGUAAUUUGUGCAUUUUUCUUAAAUCCUAUUUCCUUAUCAGUGUGUUACUUGACAGGAAGGCAUAUUAAUGAAAUGAACCAACAGCUCUGUAAGAUCGUCCUUUAUUUUCAUGCACAUGUAGACAUCUGUACACAGUCACUGCUUGAUCUCAUGCUCCAUGUUUGUUAUUUAAUUAGAUUACUUAAACUGGGUUAAUUUGCAGACAGGUUAUGUUGGACUAAAAAGAAUAUACAGAGCAUCCCAAUUACUGGAAAUUGUUCAAUGUAUGCAUGAAAAAUAUUCCUGCUUGGUUCUCCUCCACAGAGAGCCGCUGAAGCAGAGUGAAGCCUCAGUAAAUGUUUCCGUUUGGCUGAUUUCAGUAAUUGUUAAUUGACAGAUUUUGAAACUGCAAUAAAAUUUUGCAGAGCAGACAUUAUUCAGCGUGUUGUCAGCACAUGGCUUUAGUGUUACAGUGUAAGGCGAAUCAUCCUGACAUCCUCCAGCCUGAUGGGGCCUGUUGGAUACAAAGGAGCAGGAUACACAGUGGCACUAGGACCUGGAGGAGCCGUCUACAGCUGUGGCAGCAGCUGCCUGUGUCAUUUCUGUCCAGGUCAUCAUUAGUAUCCCUGUCACAGGGGCAUAUGGCCCUGGAGGCCCCGAACACUAACACUCUACUUGGCUGUAAUUUUAAUAACAAACUCCGGAGAGGUGUGUGGAGUGUGAAUCAUACUGUGGUUGGAAUCACAGUGACAGCAGGAGGCGGAAACGUGGGUUAAAAUGAUCAAAUGUGAGACAGAUAUGCUAAUAAACAUUUGUAACUGGAGAUGUAACGCCAUGACAUGUGACCUUUGACCUUUUUAGUGCAACAAUAUGCAAAACAAACCACAACAAUCCCACUGAAGGGGCAGGUCUGCCGCUUUCUGGGUUGCAUCCUCCUUGUUUCUCUCAACCCCACCCCCAGGACAGUGCAUGUAAACACCAUGACACAUUUGUUAUUUUCAAAUUAUUUCCCUCUCUUCUCUACAGAAUAUGAAGUGUUAGUCUGACGUUACUGUUCCCGGUGAGACAAAUAUUUGGCUCCCGCUCUGUCAUUUGCAUUAGCAGCACAUACAUUUUUGUAUGAGAAAGAUUAACUGUGCUAAAUUUGGACUUGGGCUGCAAAAAAUGUAGAACACAGAGAACCCACUGCAUGUGCUACCUCCAUAUCUUAUCUCUCACACAUGCUCUCCUUCCCAUGGUCCCCUCCCCUCUCUUUCUUUCUCUUUCCCAUGUACCCGCUCACACUCCAAUGCACAUCAGCGACAACUAUGAUCUACGUCCAGUUGUUUUGACGCUGGCUGCUAGGACUGUGGCUUAUUGACGUCAUUUAAAGUGACUGUUAGGUGGUUGGCUGAAGGAAACAAUACAGAGAGCGUCGCUAGAAGAGCUCAAGUGUCACCUCAGAGCAGAGGCUGAAUGGGAAAGGAGAGCAACAAAAACGAUUUUAGGUCGAGAGGGAAAAUGACGGCGUGUGAAAACGUACAAAGAACUGUUGGGGCGAACAUUUAAAUGGCCGUAAAUGUGAAGGUGGGCAAGAUGGAACAACAGAGUCUGGGAGAAGAUGUGGAGAGAGUGGGAUUAGAGAAAUGGAGCGAUAAGAGAGAGAGGGGGGAUUAAAGCUUGGAAAAAUAGACAGUGCCACAGGGAAGUGUGAGAGGAUCAAUUUGGAGACGUUCUGCAAAGAGACACAGCGCUGUCACUGAAUGGGCUGUCUCGCUCUCGCUUCCCUCGCCUCGUUUUGCACCCACCCACUCCCACGUGUGCCCAAUCGCCCUCCCACACUCCCCUCAACAAAAUACCAUACAUGGACCAUAAGAAUACAUCAUGCCAGCCCAGCACUAGGUUAUUGGUGGACUGAAAGACCCCCGUGUUUCUGGGUGCAUGUUGAGUGCCGAGGCAGCCCUCCUCUCAUGGCCCUCGUCUCUUCAAGGUCAUGUGAAUAAUUAUAAGAGAGUGAUGUUUCUCCCCGAGCGCAUGACCUCACUCUGUUUUCUAACAAAGAGCGUGUAAGGACAUCUUUUUGAUCAUAUACAGAAUACAAUGAGUAAACAUCAGGAAGGGUUUUUUUCUGGUCAGCUCUCGUGUGUCACUACUACAACCACUGACUUAUGGAUCUGGGUUGAGUCGCUUCAGCAUUUCGCCAAAAUCAGCUGUUCCUUUAGGCUUGGACAUUUUCAAUAAGCAGAUAACUAUGACUCUGUCUGUAUCUUAUAUUUUGAUGUGACAUCCAAGUAAAAUUUUUGUUACAGUGUCAUCUUAAGGGAUGAAAUUUAUGGAUGCGACGUCUUAUUUUCUAUUUGAUUCAGUCGUACGGUGCUCUUGUUUACGGUCAUUAAGACUUCUCCUACUUGACUGAUUUUUUUGUUUGAAUCUGAUUUUUUGUAAACAAACUGUUGUUACUGUAGCACAAUUCGAACAUUUUUUACACAACAAUUGGAUCGACUGCAUGUAAUGGCAGAGAUUUCUUCUUUUUUUAUCUUCCAGCUCUGCUCCUCUCUCUCUUUCUUGUCGUUUAUUUCCAUGUGGUUGACUUUUGCUGUAUUGGCCUGUGCGGCGCUCCUCGUGUCAGUGUGUGGCAGGUGCUGAUAUGAACUGACUGAGCAUCUCGAUGGCUAUUGGGGGACUGCCAGGCGACUUACACACACACUUUAGUGGAUGAUAAACUGUGUCCAGCCCCUUUUUCCACCCAUCCAAAUCCUCCCUCUGAAAGCUCUGAAAAUUCAGGACAGGAGGAGGUACAUCCCUUCAUGUCUCUGCUGCUGUUUGUAUUUUAUACCACAGACUGUUGUUAUGUAGAAUAGUGCUCCGUUCUAACAAUCUUGCUCAUUUUCCAGUGUGUAUUUCCAAACAUCAGAUGUGUGCAGCCGCACUCAUUUGAUUUCAAGGCAGGUAACCGAACAGUCAUGAAGGUUGGAGUCUGAGUGACUCACUCGGUUGUCCUGUUGGGUCAACAGGGUCUCAUGACUCACCAGCCGGACUGACUGACUGUCUUUGUGAAGGAGGCUGCAUGUUAUUCAGUCCUUUGUCUUAAUGGUAGAUAUCCUCUUCAGACCCUUUUGGCCUCUUUUUCUAAUUUAUCAUCCCCAUCAGAUUUUUAUCAUCUCUACAGAGACUCUGCUUUGAUUCUGAGUCUUGUGUAAGAUCUCUCAGACAACUCUGAUGUCUCUGUCAGCGGUCGGCAACAUUCAUCUCUCGGGGGGGUGUCUAACUCGGUGUUAUGGUGUUUUUGACCCUAAAUUAAUUUUAGGCCGGAAUAUCCCUUUAAAUUCCUGAAAUGCAAACCUGAAUUACUCAGUUCAAAGUUAAAUCUUUCCUGUUUGCUUUUGUUGCAGAAUCCCUGAGAAAUGGACCAAGAUAGUCCGAGCCAAAGCCAAACAGCAGAAGAGAGCCCAAAUAGAGCAGCAGAAGCUUCAACAACUCCAGCUCCAACAUCAGGUACAGAAGCUCCAGCCUCUCAAGCCACCUCCACCCAGCCUGCUGCACCCGGGAGACCUCGAAGGCCACAGAGAAGUGCUAGAGUCGAGGGCUCUGUAGACGUCUCUGAACCUAAAUUAGAGCCCAAAGCGGAGCCCUCUCCUGAAGCCAACAAGGAUGAGUGCACUCCAGAUGGGUCGGUGCCAAGCAAGCCUAAACCAGCUCGUUCUGCAGCAGGCAAGCCAGCAGGAGAGCACCCCGGCCCUGGCAUUAAAGCAGGUCCUAAAGGUGUAGGGCACCACCCUGUUAGAGCUGCCUCAGUCCCUCAUCCACCUGCCAGCAGGCCUGUGCCCCCUCACCUGAACCCUCAUGCACAGAGAGCCCUCUCUGUCGCUGGGACAGCCGACACUCAGGCCCAGAUUAUCGAAGACUUCAGGCAAGUUUUCUCUUCUGUGAAUCAACAUUCAUGUCUCGGCACGUCUGCACCUUUUUGUUCCCAUGCAGCUGAGAAACAUCAACACAGUAGACAGAGCAUUUGUUUUCAUUUAUUGACAGUCAAUAUGCAGCAGAUAGAGUGUGGUAACUUUAGCAAAACUGUGUGAUCGUACUUUUUUAAAAUAUAUAUCUUAAGCUGUAUAGUUUGCACUUCCUUCCACCAUUUUCUCACAUAUAUAACACCCAAGUUUCUGUAAUUUUCAGUGUACAAAAUUCUGUGAGGAGACAUCAGCUAAACUCAUGAACUCUUCUAAGAACCCAAACAUGUGCAAGCCUGUAAAGAGGAACACAUUCAGUUUGAUUUCCUGUGAAGGGAUGACUCUCUUUUUUGUGGGUGUGCCUCGAACCAUUUCCACUCUCAGUAGGUAGUGAAACUCCAAACACUAGAACUGAUUCCUGGAUUUGAUCUGGCAGAUUAUUAGAAAGCAAGUUGUCUAAAUUGUCAAAGAAGACAGAGAUUUAGAGGUGCAGGUCCUACUGGAGCCUCAUUCAUGGUGUUGGUGUGAAGAAGAAACAGCUGACAAAAAUGACUCUGAUUUAGGUAAAGAAAAUCAGAAAGACUUGCUGCAGCUCAGAUGAUCUGUAUGAAGGGGAAGCUUUCAGAUAACAUUCCCAGUGUAGAGAGCAUGCUGCUUUUUAUAGGAUAUUCUUGGUAUUGUCUUGGGAGCAGGACCUCGAGUGCCCUGCAACAACUGUGACAUUUGCUCUUUAAAGUGUCCAAUAUGCUGAGCUGCAGUAUCAGGUUUAGUCAGACAAACACUCUGACUUUAAAUCUGUGUCUCUAAUUCCAGUCAAAUUUUAGUAUAUCACAUAAUUCAGCAUUAAAUGUAAGUAUGUAUUCAUGGGAAGGAAACACAGUGAGAUGUGAACAAUUUAAUUCCAUUAUUUUCUAAAAUGAACACAUGGGAGUAAUACAUGCCCUUAUUUCAUCCCCUGAGCGUCAUGAUACCCAGUCUGUUGAUCACGCUGCAAGUGGUGUCUAACAGUUCAGUGUUAAAACUGCAGUUCCUAGAGCGUCCACUUGAGGCGGCUCUAGAAGUACAGAAGCUGCACCCUUUCAAAAAGCAAAACUAAACGUGCUUACAGGCUGGGACAGAAACAGUUUUGGUCUUUGUUGCUCAUUUUUCUAUUUGCACACACUCUACAGGUGGUGAAUCAUUUUAAAAAUAAUUUGUUUUUGAGGAUAUUAAGGGUACAGAUUUGCAUUAUUAGGGCGGAUGGCUGACUUAACUGACAGGCAGGAACUCUGGAGACACAAGAGGGUGACGUCACUGAGGUUAUGUUUAUGUUUUAUACAGUCUGUGGUCUGAACCAGCACUUCCUGGUUAUUACCUUAAUGUCUGGUGUUGGUUAACCUCAUAAGAGCAGAAGCUACAUUUAGUCACAUUAGAUUUUUCAGUGAUUUGACUUAUCAUCAGUUGCUGCUUAAAGGUGGGGUAGUCGGGAUCGAAGAAAGUGGCCGUUCUUGGGAGAAAUCUUGAAUGUAAACUCUACCCCUCCCAACUAGUUUUCCCCUCAGCUCCUCCUUUCUGCUUCAGCAAGCCCCGCCCACAAACAGACGCUCCUGCUCGCUCGUAUCGUUUCAAUUAAAUUCAGUUAUAAUGCAGAUAAUUACUUCAGAUAAUUACAAAUGGGGCCGAGUCAACGUGAAAGUAAAAAGCAUUGGUGCUACUGUAGAUGCCAACAGACUACCAGCAAACACAAUGUUUGCAGGACUUCUACAACUAGGCUAAAGUGACAAAGUCCAGGACCCGAGGUCAACAGUUUAGCGGCGCUACAACACGCUACAGCAGGUCCAGUUUGACAAGAAACACUUCUGUUACAGACACUUGUCUUACUUUGUUAAAGUGGUUUACCUGUCCAGCAGAAAGGUUACAGGGUCCAUAAGAUCCCAAAGUGUCCCCCAUCGUUUAUGUUGACCCGGCUUUUUAGCUCUUGUCCGGUCUACCUCCGUUUUAAGCGCCCGUUAUUCCUCCAGAGUCUCUGGUAUUUACUUUGUUUUCUUGUUUGUGUCGGCAGUCGUUGGUAAAGGAGGAUUCAGACAGUUUUCCGAACUUUCUGGUUGGUUUCUACUGUCUGAUUUUGAAGCACGCUAACUUUGUUUGGGCUUGUUAAUGACAUGGGGGAGCAGCGUCCACCUCACAACCAAUCAGGUUGGGGGAGGCGGAGAACGGCUUUAUUUACAGUCAGAAAGAGCGGGCCGCUCAAAAAUUUUAAAAUGUUGACUACACAGACAUAACAAAACGCAGCGAUAUUGUGAUAUUCCCAAAUGUCAUCAAUAACUAAUAGCUAUUGACUGAUAUUAAAAGCUUUUUGUAAAUACACCACAAAAAAAUAUUGCUUCUUUAACGGAUUCCUGCCUACUCCACCUUUUAAUAUGAGACAUUUAAAAAAUUAUAGCAAGACUUCAAGAGAAUCAUUGGGAUAUAUGAGUCUCAGGGUUUUGUCUCAUUCGGAGUCUGCAGGUUGAGACACUGAUGUGUGUGUUUAUAAGAGAUAUUACAUAACACUCUUUUCCAACAGGGUGCACAUCAUCACCUGGAACGUCGGCUCAGCCACGCCACCUGAUGACAUCACUUCCUUGCUGGGGUUGAAUGUCAGCGAUGGAAACACAGACAUGUACAUAAUUGGGUGAGUGUGCUGCAGCAGUUAUCCGCUUCAUGUCAGUGUCAUUUCUGUCCUCCUGUCCAAAAAUCAACUGAGGCUGAGACCUGAAACACCGAUCGACUUAUAUCACAUGUCUGUCUGCUGUUGACCCCAGUGUGUUGUUAUUGUGUGUCGUUUUCUCCCAAGGCUGCAGGAGGUGAACUCAAUGAUUAACAAAAGACUCAAAGAUGUCCUCUUCACAGACCAGUGGAGCGAAGUAUGCAUGGAGAGACUCAGCCCCUUUGGUUAUGUGCUGGUUAGUAAUUGAUUUUAUUAUUAACACAUACGCACGCUCUCAUCGGGAAAUUUGGAGCAAAUUAGAUUCAGACUGUAUGAAAUUUAGGGACGCUGAUGAGAUCUCUACUUCCUGCUGCUGUUUUGGCUCAUUUUGUUCCCUGAGCGAUGAAUGAGCUAAUCAUUUAUAACAGGCAUGUAAUGUCAGUGUAUCUGCUAUCUUCCGCUGUCUGACAAGCUCAUAAGUCAAGCUCUCAGUGGUUCUCUCUCUCUUUGUUCCUUUAUGCUUGCACACCAGCCCCUCUUCCCUUUUAUUCUCUUUUAAUGACAGGACAUACUCAUUGUGAGGAGGUAGCAUGCCAUUAAACAUGCUAGUCUCGUGUAAAGGGAAACCAAGGUACUGAUAUAGAAAUACAAUGUAAGAUAUGUAUUAUGUACCGUGUUUGGUGUCCAUGCGCCUACAUCUGAAAUAUGUCUCUGUUGGCAUGGUGAGCCACAGAGUAUGAAUCAGCUGCUAGACAAAUGUCUCCCAGGAUGCUGUUUUAUUUUUGGAUCACGUUGCUGUCAGUGUUGAUGGGCGUCUGACUCGGAGAGACUGACACUCCCCUGCAGCGAUCUCGUGGUCCACCGUGUUGAAAGCUUGCUAAAGUUGCGUCCAUGUGACUUUUCGAACUGUACUUCAUGGGGGACAUUAAAACUGCGGUCAGGUUGAAGGGGUGUUAUUUUGCCUGUCGAGUCGUUACGUCGUGAACAGACGUGAAAGUAACAAGACACCCCAUUAGGCUGAGAGGGUCUGCUCACCGAGACUCGUCGUCAGGUUCAAACUGUAAUUGCUUAGAGGACAAGAGAGCGAACUGGAAUCAGCUCUCUUCUGCAGAAACACAGAGUCAACAAGACUCUCCUUCUGUCUGUUCGACACAAAAGCGCUGAUUGUCACAUUAUUUCUGUUUAUAUAAUCGUUAUUGUGGAUGCACAAAAUUAAAACAGGCAGUUUUUCUGGUCUUUAUCUCUAUCUGCAACAUGGAGGGAUGUAUUGAAUAUGCAGCUUCAUGACUUUGUGUAUAAAAUGUGAUGUAUUGGUUUGACCUUUUCUGAAAACUGUAGACUGGGCAUUUGAUUUAUCACAUCGUAAAGUAGCAAAGGAAACUGCAAACAUUAUAGGCCUAUUAUAGUCAAUAUUUUUGUUAAAUAGAUGAUUUAGUGUUAUUUAAACUGGUGUAAAGAGAAUUUUAAUAAAUGAUACGACUAAAAGCUGCAAGCACAAAAUAAUAACCACAGUUUUUAGUAUGAGACUCUGAAGCACGGUAAAUACUAUUUUAAGGAUCACUCACCCUGAUAACACCAACACAGAAAUGCUCAUGUCAUUUAUAAACAGCCGUAAAUCAACUUUAGCUUUCUGCAUCUCUUCUGUAAGUGAUAAACACACUUCUAAUAUUGAUUUUGAUCAAGAACUAAGGACUAAGAUGUUGGUGUUUCUGCUGUAGUCCCUAGCCAUGGGCAAAAUUUCUUGAUCAAAACAAAAAUUUGAUCGGAUAAUCUGAAUCCACUGUUUAUAUGGGUGCUAAAUCAAAUAAUCCGAUCAUGAUGUGCCUAUACAUGCACCAAGUUUUAUUCAGAUUAGAAGCAUUUGGACAUGCGCAGAGUUGUCUGAUUUCGCUAAAACAACCACAGAAGAAGAAGAGUUGUAUUUUCGCCUGUGCUGUCAACAAACCAACAAACACGGUAGUGGCUCACUUCAUCCAAUUCAGGAUUUUCCCCUCUGUUAAAUGUUGUCUCUAGAUGGCGCCCUUGCUUACUUAUUUUACUGUUCUGUCAAAGGUCGCUCUGCACGUGCAGAUGUGACAUCAUUACGCUGUAUGUACGCCUCGUUUUGUUAUCGGAGGAGCAGACACGGCACCUGCAGUUGUGUUUUAUGUCAGAGUGUUAAUAAUAAAACCUCCUGAACUGACCUCAAUAAAUAAAGAGUGAAGAUCGAGUCAGGUAAGAGAGUCACGAUCGGAAUAAGUGUUUACAUGGACGCGUUCCGGAAUAACGAUCGGCAUUAACCACCCCUCUCGAUCGGAAUACAAUUUCUUUCUGAUGGAGCCGAAUUGGAUCUGAAUCCUCCGAUUGACAUUUUUACAUGACGCCUUUGAUUACGAUCGGGCAUUUAUUCUGAUUAUUUGUGCCCAUGUAAACGCAGCUACUGUUAAGGACUAGAAUCAGUGAGAUGUUACUUUGCCCCAAACUUUUUUCUCAGGUCCAACACUAGCCUGCAAACAUCACACGAGCGACUCACAACUUAUUUCUUAAAUCAUGUGUGUGUGUGCUGUACACGAUCAAAUAAACGCCACACACACACAGAAAUACACACACACACACACACACACACACACACACACACACACACACACACACACACACACACACACAGACACACACAAACACUUGUCUCUGGGCUUGAAUGUCUCUUUAUUCAGAGCCAAGAUGUAGCAUGACAGCCGUCAGAAACACUGAUGUUGAAGAAAUGUCUUUUAACCAGAAGCCCUUUACCGCUUCAAAACUCUAUGUUUAUGAUACUGAGGUUUUCAGGUGAAAACAAGAUGUCACACUAAGUCUGCCUGCAUGCAUGACAGUUUUACACACCUUCAGAGUGUUAAAAACAGUAGGCUUAGGUUCAUUUGUCAUCACUGAUCCACCCCCACAAACAAGGAUCUGGUUGCACAUAGCUGUGGACAGUCAGAUUUUUUUCAGCACAGGUGUGCAGGUCUUAACAGCUGUAGUGCAGAGUAUCUAUGGCACCAGUGGAGGGUGGAGCCUUUAAAGGCCUAAAAUGUAUAGACGCUCUCCCUGAGGCCCUUCGUACCCCUAAACAAGUUAGUUUAGUCUGCUCUGGACUCCGGUAAAAGAGCUGAUUGGACUGCUGUCUCCCAUCAAAAGAGAUCCUGGUUUCAGGUUGGGGCCUCAUUUUAAGAGCCCAAGUGUUCUCGAUUUCUUCCUGGAGAGUCGACAGCAGAUUUAAAACAACCAGAGUAAACAAGAUGGUACAUAAACACAAACAACUACACACUGCAACACAACACAACACAACACAACACAACACAACACAACACAACACAACACAAAAGUGAAGUGGUUGGCUCUGGUGCCUGACAGCAAGAUGGUUCAAGGUUCAAGCCUCAGCUGUGGCCUUUCAGCGCAGUCUUGGAAAAAGCUUUUGAACCACGAUGAUACACAGAUAAACUAUAACCCAAGAGAGCACUGACAGGCUGCACGGUGGUGUGGUGGUUUGGUCUUGUCUCUCAGAGAAAAGGUCGUUACUCAAAGCUGGCUGACCAGAUUGAUGGAUUCAUCGGUUGUGGAGGACAUUGCGGGCAAAGUGCAGGGAGAGCGCAGGAAAGAGGAGAGGAAGGAAGGGAGAGAGAGAUAUAGGGAAAUUGACAGUACAAGGGCAGGUGUCUCUCCAUCCCUGAGAGGGUAGAAAAACUACAGUUUUUAUAUUUAUACUCAUGUUUUAUUAUACUCAGUUUUACUUCUUUAAUAUGUCUUGUGUUACUUGAAGUCACUCCAACAUCACUCCAAAGUGUCUGGAUGAGCAGACACUUUUUUUCUGAUGUACCAAGUUUCACAGCAUAUUAAAAUUAACACAAAGUGAACGGUUCAAUGAGCUAUUUUCUCUCCCUUAUGUGAUGAUGAACUUGAACUUUACUUGAAAAACAUGAUAAUUUCUCUCUUUUUGUUAUUGAUCCCUAACUCUCAGGGUGCUGCACAAAGUUGCAGUUUUCAAAAGCUUUUAAUGGGUCAUAAUGGAAGUGUGGUUAUAGUCGUCUUGUAGUUCUGGUUAGGCCCAAUGUGUUUUCAUGGGGCCAAGAAUUUGUGGUGAUCCCCCCGGGGGCAAGACAGGAUCAUUGUGAACUAGUGUAGCAGGCAGAGCAGAAAACCGAGUCUGUGUGUGCAUGUUUGAGUGUGUGUGUGUGUGUGCAUGUUUGAGUGUGUGUGUGUGUGUGUGUGUGUUUGAGUGUGUGUGUGUGAAGCGCUCUCUGCAUGUUUACACAUCGAGCCUCUUGUGCUUCUGCUGUAAAACCCUCCCAGAGUUAACAAACACUGACUUAAAAAUCACAGAGAUGCACGUCGUACACAUUCACACAAAUAAAGUCGGCUCUCUUUACGGUUCAGUUGAAUCCAUUACGCAACAAAGUUGUUCACAUCCCCAGCCCGUAUACAAGUGAAGGGGUCUUGUGUCACGUGGAGAUGCGUGCCUCCAUUACUGCCCACAGGGCAUUUCAGCCGGAGUGCGAUCAUGCUGCUUUAGCCUGCGGUUGGGGGGUUGGGAUGUGUGGACCACUGGAAAGAAGGAGGGGUGAGAAUGAAUGUCUGGAGAGGGGCUUGGCAUUGUAUGCAAAUUCCUCGUCUUGUUCCUCUUGACAGAUGCACCUGUCAUAUCUGCCCCUCUCGAACCGUACAAAGUAUGUAGACUUUCCUUUUAUACUGUAGAUACAAUAACGUCAAAGCCUUCAUUUCAUUAUGAGAAGCAGGAGAGCUGCUGAGGAUGAUGAUGGUGGUGGGUUUACAGAAAGCAGAGGUCUGGUAAUUGAGUGGUUGAAGUGUGUUCAUCAUGUUUCCUCUACAAAGUGGUUUGUUGCAACAGCGAGGGCAGGCCACAAGCAACGGCCUCUUUAAUGUGCAGUACUUCAUGUAGAGAAGCAGGAAAGCUGGGCCACAGACUCCUGCAGGGGGAAAUAGAAAUGUAAGUGGAGAAUAAGGAGAGAGGCAGAAAGUAAAGCAGAGCAGCAGAGAUGGAAAACAGACUCUGUUGGGAACAUUUGAUAUCUAAAAAUGUUCAUGCAAAUUCAAAUAUAUGCAUACAGUUAUCCUGGACUGUAUAUCUGCUGUCUCAGAAUUAUGCAAAGUGCCUCUGGAUAACCGUGCGCCUAUUUAUAUCACUUUAUCUUACUCUGCAUGUCUGUUCGUCUUUAUUCUCAUGUCCAUCUAUUGCAUGUCUGUCCGUCCUUCAGGUGACCUCUCAGCGGAUGCAGGGUUUGUUGCUGCUGGUCUUUGCCAAGUACUUCCAUCUGCCCUUCCUCAGAGGAGUCCAGACCGAGACCACCCGCACUGGGCUUGGGGGAUACUGGGUGAGAUAGCCUGUGACACCACCCUGUGAUCAUCAUCACUGUGUUCUCCAUGAGAGUGACUUGGUUUAAGUGUGACGUUUUUGUUGCUCUAGUUUGACACACUUUUGCACCUGUUACUUUUGGUAGUUGUAAAUGAAGAAUGAGGGGCGAGCCACACAUUAUUAGAGACAAUUAAGGUGACAAACUUCAGUCAUAUAGAGUCAAAGUAAAAUCACUGUUAUGAUAAUUAGACAGAGACACUUAAAGGUGGGGUAGGCAAAAAAGCUUUUAGUAUCAGUCAAUAGCUAUUAGUUAUUGAUGAAAUUUGGGAAUAUCACGAUAUCGCUGUGUUCUUUUAUGUCUAUGUAGUCAACGUUUUAAAAUACUUUGAGCGGCCCGCUCUUUCUGACAAACAAAGCCGUUCUCCGCCUCCCCGACCUGAUUGGUUGUGAGGCAGACGCUGCUCCCCCGUGUUGUGAGCCACGGUCCGCGUCCUUGAAUAACGUUCAUGAGCCCAAACAAAGUUAGCGGUGCUACAAUAUUGAACAGUAGAAACCAACCAGAAAGUACGGAAAAUUGUCUGAAUCCUCCUUUGACAUUGAGUAACAUGGUGCAAAGAUCACAGUGGAUUUGGAUCAUCAAUGUUCCUCAGUUUGAAGUCAGACAGGUACCUGAACCUCCUGCAGAUUUAAUAGGGCUGCAUCGUUUUUGUCUUAGCGGGUCAGGAAAACUGCGGGUCUGCAGGCUCACCAUGUUCCCUGAUGUGCACUUAACUGAUAACAUUAAGUAUUGAUGAAGCUGCUCACGAGUCCUUAAUGAACAAACUUCCUGUUUGUCUGUGGCACGGACUAACAUCACUCAGUAAAAACACCGACUCGCUCACAUCACUGACUGUCAUAAUUAAACUGGGUUAUUUAGUCCUGUUCUCUUAAGUAAUACUCAAAUCUCUGUUCGGGAUCGUUUUUAGGGAAACAAAGGUGGUGUGAGCGCCCGCAUGUCAGUGUUCGGUCACACCAUCUGCUUCCUGAACUGCCACCUGCCGGCUCACAUGGAGAACUCAGAGCAGCGCAUGGAGGACUUUGAGAGCAUCCUGCAGCAGCAGCAGUUUGAGGGCCAGGCUGCCACCGGGGUCCUCGACCACGAGUAUGUAACACACAAACACAGACAUGAACUCACACGUAGUUUUGUCACUCGGAUUAGCAGUAACGAAAAUGGAAAAUUAGCUCUUAUAGAUCUGCGACAACUCUGUUUGUGUGUUUUCUUAACAUGAAUUUUUCAUGAGAAAAAUCAUGUCACAUUAGCAUUUCAUAAGUUCGACUACUUGUAUUUUAUGAAUAAUGUAACUCUGUUUUUUCUCUCAGUGUGGUUUUCUGGUUUGGAGAUCUUAAUUUCCGCAUCGAUGACCUGGAAAUGCAAGUGGUAAAAUCAGCCAUCGACAACAACAAGUAUACAGGGUUGUUGGAAAAGGAUCAGGUAAAUAUAAAAACACUGUGAAGACAGAUGAGUGCUAAUGUGUUUUCAGCUCUUUUGCACGUGAUCUUUGGAAAGGGCACUUAAUGCAAACUACCCCCAGUUUCUCUGUAUGUGUAUGAGCCCAUCAUGUUGAAUUCUGACUGAAUUUUUACAUUUCUGUGAAAUAUAUCAACACUCUAUGAAAUAAUACUCUUAUUUUUUCUAAAAUCUUGAUUCAUCCAAAUGUUUUAAUAACUAGAAGUUGAAAGAGAGGUGCAUAGAGUCAUAUUUUGUCUGCCUGGUGGAUGAACUGUUUAAAUUGUGCCACUAGAGGGCAACGUAGAAACACACUUUCCUCUCCAGAAGGCUGUCAGUGAAUAUCAGGUAUACUGUAAGUUUAUCCUUCAUGGUGUCCACUAAUUCUCAAUGUUUCAGCUCAAUAUGGCCAAAGACAGUGAGACAGUCCUGGAGGGUUUUCAAGAGGGGCCGCUGAAAUUUCCCCCCACCUACAAGUUCGAUGUUGGAACAAACACGUAUGACACAAGGUAGGUGACGCCACGGGGGCUGUUAAGAAAAGGCCUCAAUGAAACUCUCCCCUCUGAAAGGUCUUCUGUAGCCUGGGAGGACAAAUGAAAAUGCCACCAUCCUCGUAGGAUAUUUAACCACAUGCUUUUUUCUGCUCGUGCUCCGUCUCUCUGUUUCUGCGCCUCACCCAGCGGCAAGAAGCGUAAACCAGCUUGGACUGACCGCAUCCUGUGGCGUCUGAGAGCAACCGCACCUGCAGGGGCAGCUCUCAGCGCAGGGAAGCGUGGCUCCAUGUCAGGGCUGACCAGUGGGACCAAAGUUACUCAGCACAACUACAGAAGUUACAUGGAGUACAUCGUUAGUGACCACAAACCCGUGUCCUCCAUCUUUACCCUGCAGGUAAGAAGCAUGAUCAGAACAGCUGAGGGUUUUACAGCCCAAUAAUUCAGUGUUUUCUUUCAGCACACUGGUCUGAGAAUAAACACCUUACUGUUUUUUCUGUAUUUUUAAUACUUUAGAAAAACUGGACAUUUCUAAACAUUACCUUACCUUUUUAAAGAUCUAGCCAAAGAGAAUAUAAAUGCGGCCUGACCUUUCCUUCAUCCUUAAUGUGCAGAUAAAUGCAGUGAACAGUUUGUGCAUGGUGCUGUCUUGAGUAGCAGACUUAAUUGUGAUAACUGCUGCUUCCUGCUGACUGUAAUAUCAGGGUGGACAGCUGGAAUUAAACUGUGCACACUUGUUAACUCCCGGUAGUUUAUCAGACUGGUGUACAGCACAGUUUACACAGUAAAUAUGAACUGAACGCAGUAUUUAAACAUGGUUGGCAUGUGCAGAAAAAUGAUUUUAUCGUGUGCGAAACCUUCUUAAAAAAACAAACUGGUAAAACUCCAAACUAGAGAAGAUAAAAAUCCUUUUGCUGUGUUUAAAUGUUUGUUUUUUAAUGUCUUUCGUAGUUCCCAUACAAGGUGGACGUGCCCCUGGUCACGAUCAUAGUGGAGGAUGAGUGGAAUAGUAUUCCUGAUGCUGUAGUCAAAUUUAAACUGGCGCCUAACUAUGCUCGCAGCUCCUGGGACUGGAUCGGACUGUACAAGGUAAAAAAAUAUAAAAAACAAGUCUGACUUAUAAAUGAAAUAUUUUAUAGAUACCUUUCAGGGCUUGAUACGAACUUUAUUCACGUUUGUCUUAUUGGUCGACAUAGGUACUAUUAUUUGAAAUCAAUUUUAGGUCUUUUGGUUGCGUGACAUAGAAGCUAUUGAAGAAAAUUUUCAAAAUUUCCCUUUGAAUUUAACACAAAAAUUUUAUGAGUAAAAAUUAGGGGAAUAAAGAGGUGUGUCUUAUCGUCGGACCUUAGUACUAUUAUUUGAAAUCAGUUUUAGGUUAAUUGGUCUCAUGUCAUGGAAGCUAUUAAAGGAAAACAGCCUUUUCUGAGAACAUCAACUGGUAAUUUAUUGAUGGUCCCUUAUUCAACACCCGACGUUGACCCGCGCUGCUGUUGUUAUUCCCGGUCAUGGAGAGUGAGAAGACACCAGUAGAUCUGUAGUGAAUGGCCAUCAGAUAUCCAACCUGAAACUAACUUCACUGCAGUAUUUACAUGAAAAAUUAUUUGUUUCCUCGGCUAAUUUUUUAUUUUAUGCGCACAUGUGCCCCUAAAUACAUUUUACAAUUCGCACACUUCUAGUUUUAGUCACAAAUGCGAGUGAAAUGGUCAAUGGUUAAAUUAUGCAUGAAGUCAGUGGUUUCUGUCUGUGCUGCUGCUCUCUUAGGUGGGUUUCAAGCACCAUAAGGACUAUGUGGGGUACGUGUGGGCCAAGCAAGAGGAGAAUGAUUUUCUUCGACAAGAGCAGCAGGUAAAAUGGACGACAGAGGCUGAUUUCUUCUUCUACAUUGUUUUACUUGACGUCUAAUAAAAACUGACUCUUUGUUUUCCAGGUGGUCUUUACCGAAGAGGAAUUGCCCAAGGGCUCAGGGGACUUUAUCUUGGGUUACUAUAGCAACAAUAUGAGCACCAUUGUGGGUGUAACAGAGCCAUUCCAGGUGAUCUUAACUUUGAUGCUGCUUUCUAAAGGUUGAAAUCAUUAAGUGUCUUAUUUCUCAGAGGGUGGGAUAACAUCUGAUUUAUGAUUUUGCUGCUGAUAUUUCCAUUUUUAAUUUCCCCUCUUGACACCGUGGUCGGUCUUCCACCUCCUCCAUCCUACUCAUAUCCUUUUUAUUUUAAUCUAUUUGUAGAUCCAACUUCCAACAACAGGUCCUGACCACAGCUCUUCAGACAGCUCUGACUUCAGCUCUGAAGACGACAGCACCGUCGUCCUGAUGAAAACCAGGUCACGCAGUCCGAGUCCGCGCAAAAAGCACCGUGGCCACCGCAGCGACAGCCGAAGCCGCUCAAGCAGUCCAGCUCAGGCUAAAAUAAAAGAGUCUGGUGUACCUGACGGAUCUAAAUCCAGCACCAUGGUAACAGCUGAUUGUGAGUCCACAGAGCGUCCAACAGAGGGCAGCAACAGCCAGGUGUCUGCUCCAGCUGAGGAGGAGAAAGAGACAGGGGCUGCAGGGGUGUGAUGCACAAGUCCUGCUCCUGUCACAGGUUACAUAGCCAACUGUUGUGUCUUCUAUAGCAUACAUUUUACAUUCUACACUGUAUGUUUCCUGUAAUGAAAUGAUACAGUUUCCAACGCCAUUUUUUUCAGGUACAGCCCUCUGGUUGGUCCAGAAGGCUAACUUUGCCUUGAGUUGUAACGCUGUGCGCAUUGUGUGUUUUUUAUUUGGAGAACUUUCACGCCGUCCCGUGUUUCUUCUACCUUUGUCCGUUCUCAGGUGUGGACAGUACAGGGAGCCGACACCUUGCAUAAAGAAAUACUCAAGGAUUUAUAACAAUGUAGUCAUGUAGAGUAAAAGAUACGCUCUUCAGAAACCAUCUCCCCUACAUCUUGAUGAGGGUUCGAACUCUGCAGCGAAGUACUUAGCAGUUGUAUCAGCAAACUGCAUGCAAGUGUGAAUCAACAACAUUGCUCACCAAUCACUCAUUUUGCUUUAGAAGUGGAUCUACGUGUAUCUAUAAUGAUAUAAAUCACUCAUACUGAUCGUACAUUUCAUCCCAAAUUUCUGCAAAUUUAAAAUGGAGACAGCCAUGCAGUUGGUUUUGUCGGCGUGAUCCUACUUUAGUGGGUAAUUCCUGCUUUGGAAAUUCAGCUUGCAUUAUUCAACGAUAUGACCUGCAGGUGGCGAUUUGAAUCAUCCGCCAAAGAGAAAAAAGCCCCUCCAGGUUUUAUAAAAACGUAGCAGUAUCAAGGUAGGGAAAGACUAGGGUUCGGGGAUUCUGGAGGGGAGUUUGGCAGCAGCAGCAGCACAUGUCAGAGUAGAGAGUGAAUGUGAGCAUAAAGGCCUUUAAAUAGGGUGCCAAAUCUGUGCAGGGAGAUUUUAUGCAUGUGGAGAACUGGCUGUUAUCUGACACUGCGUAGCUGCCCUACGAGUGCUGGUUCAUUAGUAGUUGUUCAGUAACUCUGCUGGUAAGCACAGCAGGAAUAUCUGAGCCAGGGGGCAUAAUGUAGAGUGCUGUAACACAUAUACUGUUAUGGGAGAAAACGGGGUUGAGCUCAACUAAACCAGCACCAAAGUUUUUUGUUUUUAUUUGAUUUUAUUUACUCUGAGAAAAAAAUGACAUUUCUUUAUUUUUAUUUUUCAUGCAUCUUGUUUUAAACACAGAAUUGUUUUACUGGCUGAAAACUGAUUGGGAUAUGUUUAAAAGUGUGAGCAGCUUUAAGUGUGAGAAGCUUUAAACUACACUGUAAGUAGUUUGAUACCACGCUGGCACGCUCCACUGUCACAAAAUAUCACAAAGCAGCCGUGAUGUUUCUGUCCAAUAAGAAACUUUCUCUUUAUAUGAUUUCCAACUUUCCUUUUUACCGUUUUGUAAGGUUGUUUUUGUUUUGUUCUCUUGCUCACAUCUGUCAUUAAUGAGCUUGGUGAUUAGCUGACAGUUACAAUAAUCACAGUAGUCGUGUUGCAUUGUUACUGUGUGACCUCUGAUGCACCGUCUUAGACACUUUGUACUUUUGGGCUGUUAGCAUAUAGGACAGUGAAUACUGUUGUAGCUGUGACCUCAGUGUGUAUGUCUGUACUCAGUUUUUUUGUGUGUAUGUGUUUUUAUGGACAUGUGUGUGUGUGCGUGUGCGUGUGUGAAUGUGUGUGGCUUGCUUUGGCAGUGAAUGAAGUGCAACUGUUUGCAUGGUUUGCUGCUGGACAUACUGUACAUUCCGGUACUGUGAUUUUUGUGCCGUAAAGUGCUGUUUUUGACUCCUCUUUGUUAUAAUAGUGGCUGUGACAAAUAUUAGAAGAAAAAAAAACACUGUUAAGGGCAGAAUAAGAAUUUAACUACAGUGUUAGUGUUAGGUAAAGAAAAUGCAGGACAGUCGCGCUUGCAUUUACUUGAAGUCGUUUGAAUCAUUUCCUGGUGCAUUCAUUUUUUUAUUGAAUGGGAAAUCUUUUGGACCUUUUGUGUAGAGUGACACGUAAUGAAAAUGUUAAAGAUUGUAUGACUUUGUCCUACUCUAGAUCAUUUUAGAUAAGUAUGAUCAGUUCUGCGGUCAUGAUCACUAUUUGUUGUUAAAUGUGAUUGAAAAAUCCUCUGUCUACAGAAUGUUCUAGCUUCGUAAUCAUGUGGCUAAAAUAGGUGAAGUAUUUGUGUAAAGGAGAAAUAUUAAGUAUGGUAGAAAACAAAAUAGAUGACAAUCUAUGCCACAAAGAUUAUUUUAUUUAAAUCAUGUAUUUAUUUUCUUAUUUAAAAUGAGCCGAAUUCUGCUGGCCAGUGAGUGAGCAUCAUUUCAGUGGAAAUAUAGAAGGUAUAUAACAGAAUAUUCAUAUUUAUUUUCUAUUAGGAAGUAUGAAUAUCUCCAGUGAUCACAAAAAGAGUGCUGUCCGUUCCUGAGUCUCCUCAUAUUUAUUGCCAUUGCUUGAUAAUCGGGUAGUUACAGUAUGUUUCUUGUGAUAGUUUUCUAAUUAAAAAGCAUGACAUAUUGAAGGGGCGGGGUGCUGGCGGGUUGUGAUGAGGAUGGAAGCGUAAAGACAGAUAAGAGAGAUCAAGAAACAGAAACCAUGACUGAUAUUAUUAUGUGAUUCAACGGAAAAUAAAGUUGAUGGCUUUAAAAACA
Xyrichtys novacula (pearly razorfish) is the source of this 20599-nucleotide messenger RNA. The record is from the annotation of a GenBank genome assembly. NCBI's taxonomy places the organism in Eukaryota, Metazoa, Chordata, Actinopteri, Labriformes, Labridae.